Messenger RNA from Zerene cesonia (dogface butterfly), 4830 nucleotides. RefSeq names its product PAN2-PAN3 deadenylation complex catalytic subunit PAN2 (gene PAN2). Gene Ontology annotation, biological process: nuclear-transcribed mRNA poly(A) tail shortening. NCBI's taxonomy places the organism in Eukaryota, Metazoa, Arthropoda, Insecta, Lepidoptera, Pieridae. The record is from RefSeq and is a predicted model, not a curated record. The transcript is spliced from 22 exons. Gene Ontology annotation, molecular function: protein binding. Gene Ontology annotation, cellular component: P-body; PAN complex. The coding region runs from base 204 to 3149 and encodes 981 amino acids.
UGUGUUAAGUGUGUCAUUGUCAAGACAUUAUUGACGAUUGGAAUGGAACUGGAAUAGCGGCUUAGCCUAUUAAAAUUAUUGUUAGUUCUCAUAAUUAUGCCAAAAAUAAAGGAAUAAACAAGACACUUUAGAUAGUAAAGUGUUAUCUUUCUAUCUUUAAACAAGUACAGGGACUUUUGUUUUAAUAAGUACAGAUUUUAAUCAUGGCUUACCAUUACUCUGAUAUGGGUAUGACAACAGAUAUUAUGAAUGAACAAUACAUUCCGGAAUACGCCAGAUCAUAUAUGAUCCAAAAUCCUGAUGCUGAUUACGAGGUUCGUAGUUCGGUGCUGGUUGACGGCGGAGACAGGUUUGGUGUAUCGGCUGUGACGUUUGAUAAAUUUGAAGAAUUAAUAUGGAUGGGAAAUGCUGGUGGCCAUGUAACAUCAUAUUAUGGACCACAAAUGAGAAAGUACACAUCAUUCCAAGUUCACAUGACUGAAGAAAUAAGGGACAUCAUAACUCUUGAUCAGGGUCUCUUUAUACUGUCUAAAACACAGUUGAGACAUCAAAUUCGCAGAGGAUUACCUAAACAUACACACACCUCAGAGAAUAUGACAGAAAUGCAGUGUCUCUUCCAACCCAGCCCUACCAAACUACUGAUGGGUGGACACCAAGACAAACUCAUCGAUUUUGAUGUCACAAAGAUGACUGAGUCUGUUAUUCCAAUUCCCGAGGAUGGGUGUGCUGUUCUCCGUAGUGGAGGUGGUUCGUUGGUGGCUUGUGGAAGUGCGAAUGGAACAGUGUCAUUGAGAGAUCUUAGAACUCCUGUUGUAGCGGAACACACUUUUAAGGCGCAUACCGCUUGCCUGUCUGAUUUGGAUAUGCAAGGGGACUUACUUAUUACCUCUGGUUUUGCUCAAGCAGGAACAAUGGCAGUGGCAGAACAGUACGUAGUAGUGUGGGAUGUACGUCACCUGAAAGGCACGGGCGCAUGGACUAUCCCAGUAGCCUCACCACCAUUCCUCUUGCAUUUCUUGCCAGCUAUAUCUGGCAGAGCUCUGGCGAUGGCCAGCGCGGGACAUGUUGCCUUGUUGCAUGUGAACGAUAGGAGUGAGUCGGAGAAACAGUCCGUGUUCCAGGUGGACACACAAGGUUCAUUCUGCAGUGUAAUGGAUGUAUCUGGAACCAGCCAAGCUUUCGUGUUCGGAGACCAAGCCGGCCAUUUACAUUUGUUCUCAUCCAAACACAAUAAUGAGCCGGUUUUCAAUAACUUUUCCAGAGAGACUGAAUUCGCAACACCAGUGAGGUUGCCAUACGCGAACGUAAACGAUGCCUCGUUCAGGUUCUCGUCGGUGCCGCUGCCGCCGCUCACCACUGGCACCAAGUGGUUCCAUGAACUGCCCGAGGAGUUCUUCAAGAAAGUCUUCAGAAAGCCAAAGCCCAUAGAUCCAGAAGUAUUGAAGACAAUGAAAAUGAAAGGACCUAUUGGGUAUGCACCUAACCCGGGAACAAGAAGGCGUAAUGAGUAUCCAUAUAUAGAUGACAACAUGGAAGAUUUGCAUCGAUGCAGACUCCACGACACCACAGCUAAUACCAAGCCCAUUCCCAAGGAAUAUCAGAAGUUGGAAAUCAGAUACAAUAAAAACGAACCGAAUGAAGAAUUGGAGAACUGCAAUAGAACCGGAUUGCCGAGCAUUGAAGCUACGUUGCCGAACUCGUACUGCAAUCCUAUGAUACAGAUCCUCUACAACAUGCCACCAUUGAAGUCGACGCUGAUAGCUCAUACUUGCGCCAAGGAGUUUUGUCUCACUUGUGAAUUAGGUUUCCUAUUCCGAAUGUUAGACACGUCUGGAGGAGCCCCGUGUCAAGCGAAUAACUUCUUACGUGCGUUUCGCACUGUACCCGAAGCGGCCGCAUUGGGACUUAUACUCCCCGAUCGAGGGAGCGAUAGGAAAGUCGAUCUUGUUGCCUUGAUACAGAGUUGGAACAGAUUUAUUCUUCAUCAAAUACAUUACGAGCUUCUGGAAACGCGUAAGAAAGAAAAGGAGUUAGCGAUAUUAGCCCAGAACGCGAGCCCACCAAAACCAGCGAGACUGAGAAAUAGCUUGAAGAAGCAGAUGAAUGGACAAUUUGAGGAGUACCAGUAUACGGAGUUGGAGUUCCUUGGUCCUUCGGAAUAUGAGCACGAAUAUAGGAACGGAUUGGACGAGAAGUGGAAAGAUGUGAAUGGUAUUGAUGAAGGAAGCGUUGGUAAGGAUAAUCUUCAGGGCUCAAUGGACAAAGAACUGUCGAACCACACAAAUUCCGAGAGAGAAGAGUCUGAAAUUUCGAAGCUGUUCGCGAUCGCACGACAACAGCUGAACAGAUGCCUUAAGUGUAAUAAGGAGGAAGAGCGCGAGUCCGUGGUGCUAGCGUGCGCGCUCCAGUACGCGUCGAGCCGCGACGGCGAGCGCACCGGCGGGUUCCUGGAGCUGGUGCGCGCCUCGCUGUGCGCGCGCCGCUCCACGCCCGCCUGGUGCGAGCGCUGCUCACGGUUCACGCCCACCACGCAGCGGGGGAGGCUCGUGAGGUUGCCGCCAAUUUUAGCGAUCAAUUGUGGCGGAGUGUCGGCUGAGGAAAAGGCUUAUUGGACAAAAGGGCCUCCUAAGGAAGUGGCGGAUCCAACGAAACGCGGGGGCAAUGGUAAACCCUGUCGUUACGGGUUGCAUUGCUCUCGACCCGGAUGCAGAUUCAAACACCCCGAAAGGCCGUCUAGUUCGAGCCAGGUGAACUCAAAGAGCGAGACGCAAGACAUCAGCUGUAUCAUUCCGCUUCAGUUACACAUACGGCUGCAAUCUGAUGGGGAUAUUGUUAUUAAUGACAAGAUUGAAUCGCAAACAGACAAGCAAGAGAAACAUAAAAAGAAACCGAAUUGUACACACUCUGAAGCCGAAUACACGUUAACUGCUGUGGUGCUAUGUAUCGAAGACAACCCUAAGAAUCUCGUCGCUUACGUCAGAAUAGCGGACAAGGGGGAUGCCAAUUGGUAUUUGUACAACGAUUUGAGCAUAGUGCAAGUGGCGGCGGAGGAGGUGUCGCAGUGCGGCGCGUGGUGGAAGUCGCCGUGCGUGCUGUUCUACACGAGCGCGCGGCUGCUGCGCGCCGGCGACGCGCGCGCGCUCUCCUAGCUGUUGUUCUACGGGCCGUUCGCUUUUUGCAACGGCCCAGGUGAAGAAGAUGUCAAAUAUAUUCGAUAAAUAUUUGAAACGCUUCUCAAAUGUCCAAUAAGGUUAUUCUUGAUAGGUAUUUAUAAUGCGAGUGCAUUAAGGAUUUUAAAAUUAAGAUAAAGCUGUUUUCCGUUGCAUUUAAAACGAAACGACAAAGCUUUCCGGGCUUUGUGCGGUGAAAAAAUGAAUCGAGAUGUAGUUUAAAUCACUCAAAGAACUACAAAAGUAGUGCAAUAAGCGUAUGCAUAAUUACGAAAGAAAUUUUACGAUAUCUGCCUUCAGAGACCUCUUGUGUUCACGUUUAAUGAGUAAUUGUAUAACUGUAAGGCCAAGUUAUAUCUAUCUAACGAUAAUCGCAUUUUCGUAUUAGUACAUAUCUGUGUAUGAGAAUAUGAUCACUUCUUGGUCCAAUGGAAAGCGUGUUAACAUUAAUCAAGCAGUUUUCUGUUCGAUUGCCCGAUAUCAUAAUGACUUGUAUGGAAAAUUAUCCAAUAAGAAUCUGAAGAAACGUUUCAUUAUAUAUCCCUCUCUUUCUAACACUCUAAUAUAGCAUUUGCUAGAGCGAGGUAAAUGGUUUGCCUUGGCCCACGAUUGUGAAGAUGAAUAUGCGAAUGAUAGAUCUAACUUGACUCUUGAUAGGGCCUAUAUAGAAUUAUUGCCUUGUUAUAAAGUCAUUGUUGUCACUAACUAAAUACUUCUAUCUCGCUUUAAAAACGUAUGAAACAUUAUAUAAUUAUUGUGACAUUAUUAUUUUAACUCCCAAUUAUUUUCUAUAAAUCUAAUCUAAACUGGAUGGAGAAUGUAGGUAUUAAUAAAUCACAGUUAAAAAUCUAGUUAUCUUUUCUACCUAUAUACGAGACUAAAAGAAGCAUUAUUUGUAACAUCAAUAUAUUUCAGUUGUACGUUGUUAGAGCGAGACAGCGAUAACCGAUAUAAUGUUUUUAUUAUUAUUAUAUACGUCAAUAGACCAUAAUGAAACAUACAUUUGUGAGUUAUGCAGACUAAAUAAAUUUACAUAGAUAUAGAUAUUUUCCAAUACUGAAUAAAGAAAGCAAUACAGAAACACCACGGUUCGAAUAUUAGCAUAAGUAGCGUUAUAGAUAAAUUAUUUGAUUUUGCUAGGUAAAAGGUUCCAUUAAAUUUAGGCACAAACAUUAGUGAUAAACUAUUUUAAUCGUAGGAAGGCUAGCUUAAAUGUUUCUCGAGUUGAACAAACAAAUGCUGAAUAUAGUUAUAUUGAUCUGAAGCUGGGGUAUUCAUGUUUUCUACAAUUGGAUAUCAAUAUAUUCUAAAUAAAUAAAUAAAGGUUUCUUAGUAGAAGUAACAAAUACGAGUGCUGGAGGGAAAGAAAGUCAAUAUGUAGCUAGUAACGCGAAUUGAUGAAAAGUACGAAGUAAUGGGUUGUCUUAUGGACUUUAAUUUCAUCUUUACUUGUAUUUUGUUCAUUCAUAAUGGAUAGUCAUUUUAUCACUCCCAUUUUGUUAAUAUGAUCUUUACAUGUAAAUUUGGCUUGCGAAGUAAUUCCGAUAUGCAUUUGUAGAAAAUAUAGAAAAAACUCAGCAUAAUAAUAUCUUCCAAAGUACGAUGACUCACACAGAAUUAAAAGGGAGAUAACCUAUAUUUCUAAUUAUUUUUAUACAAA